AUUCUUUUUCAGCUCCACCAGGUGUAGGUCUCGACGAAGAUUCCCCAGUACAGCCUUUAUAAAACAUAGACAGAUGCCGGGGCCCGACCUUUCACCCAGGUACGUCCGCACAACACUCCUUCUGAUGAUGUCAUCACUGCUGGUGACCUUGGUUGGAUUCUCCACUCCUGCGUGGACCUCCUCUGAAUUAGCUGUGCCAACGCCAUUCGGAGAUGCGAUCACCUCCCAUGUGACCACAGGUCUGUGGCGUGCAUGUGUGGACGACGUGUGUGGGUCUGUGAAAGCUGACAAUGGCUGGUUGUUAGCAACCCGUGCAUUUGUCACCUUGGGUCUACUUGCCGGCCUUAUGUCUACGAUCCUAUUUCUGCUGUACAUCUUCGUAGACAGGACGCACAACGCUGUUAUCUACCUCGAUAUCAUCAUCACAAGUCUCGUGCAGGUUGUUUGCGUCCUGUUGGCUGUGUGUAUAUACGGCUCCAAUGCCCCAGUAAACCUGGCCUGGUCCUUUGCCUUUACCAUAGCUGGAAUGUGUUUGGAGUUUUUGGCAGCAAGCAUCCUGAUUGUAAAGCGAUGGUUCAUACAGGAUCAUGAUGAGUUUUGACACCUUAUGUAUGUGAAUAUUAGUGUUGCUGAGCAUUUCAUUGUUUGU
This is a messenger RNA of Mizuhopecten yessoensis (Yesso scallop), 649 nucleotides long. RefSeq lists its product as uncharacterized. The transcript is spliced from 4 exons. Lineage: Eukaryota; Metazoa; Mollusca; Bivalvia; Pectinida; Pectinidae. Bases 74 to 601 code for a protein of 175 amino acids. The record is from RefSeq and is a predicted model, not a curated record. Gene Ontology annotation, cellular component: plasma membrane.